Molecule: messenger RNA, 1598 nt
Organism: Pipra filicauda (Wire-tailed manakin)
Lineage: Eukaryota; Metazoa; Chordata; Aves; Passeriformes; Pipridae
Gene: FBXO36
Product: F-box protein 36
Exons: 4
Molecular function (GO): protein binding
Source: RefSeq, a predicted model, not a curated record
AUGGCAGUAGCCCUACAUGCUGAUUCUCCCUACACUGCCAGAGAUAAAAAGAGCUUUUGGAAGUACAGUACAGCAUUCAGUGUCCUAUUAUCCCCGUGGUGGGCUGCAAACAUACCAGUUCUAAAGCCUUCCCAGGCACUAAAAUCGUCUCUGGAACAGAAUGACAAGGGCUUUACAAUCACUUCUGCAUUGAAUCCUCAUGUUACCACUAUAUUUAUCUCAUGGUACUUGAUACUCAUUUCUUCUGCUUUUUUUCUUUUUCUUCUUCCACAAUUGUGGUCACUUAGGAGUGAAUUUCAUCAGUUAAGACCUGGAGAAAUUAAAGAAUCCCAGGAGGAUUUUUUUGAUGAUUCAUCUCUUCAUAGGAGAUUCUGGAAUCUGUGGCGAGAUAAGUAGGACUUCCUGGAACGGCUUCCUGUCCCAUUGCUCCUGUACAUCAUUUCCUUUCUGGAGCUUGAAGAUAUUGCCAGACUUUCUCAAGUUUCACACAGGUCUGAAACAGUAAAAAUUUUGUGGGAAACUAUUGUGGAGAACUUGUGUGACACAAUCACACCUGAAAUGAAGGAGCUGGCAUAGGAAGUGGGCUGGAAACCAUUCUCUGCACACAGAUGUCCACUGCAGCUACAGCUCUGAAGGAGGAGGCAGAAACAAGAUGUUCAGAACAAAUAACUGAAUAAAGGUUCAUUUUUCACUGAAGCAAUUGUUGUAAGGUGUGGGUUUGCUGUUUAUCGGGUCAAACACAUGGACUUCUUUACUGAGGAAAGCAGAUUUCUUUAAGGAUUGAAAGAGGAAAACCAAAAUAUGUCUUACUAGGAGCAACAUGUAAACAAUACAAUCUUUAAUAUGUUGGGCAUCCUGAAACUGUGUUACAAUCAGCAUCAUAGCAGUUACUAGUAAUAUAAAUGGUUGUGGCUUCUUUGUACUUCUUCAUUCUGACUUGUCUGGUUUGUAUAUCUGCUAUCCACUCCCUGGCUUAUAGCAGAUGCUGUGGCAAUGUCAUUAGUACCCUUACAGAAGCAUCUAUCACUUCGUGCUAGAAAAAUUGCUCUUGAGCGCUGGGCCUUUUACUGUCCCCCACAGUAAAUCUGCAGUGUUUACAGGCCAAUAACAUGGAGCUGGUUUCCAGAGUUUGAUGUGUGUUGAAAUGUUUUUUAAAUUAAUUAUCUAAACUUCAAGCAAAUAAUAAUUUUGUCACCAAGAAGAAACUUCUUUGAGGGUGUGGAUCAGAUGAUCAUCCUCAUCUUGGACAAUCCUUGAACACCAUGUUAGAGGCACUCUGCCAGGAUGGCAAAUGGGAAACGUGUUUCCUUCAUCCUGCUGAUGCAGGAACUAAUUUACUUCCAUUGUUCAAGUUGCAUAUUUGAUAAGAGAUAUUUGCUGUCUUUCAAGACUGUUACUAUGGUUCCUUAAGAGUGUAUAUAUGUAUGUAUGUAUAUAUCAAUAUUCUGGAAGCAUUUGGUGAUCAUUGAUCUUAGAAGAAACACAUAUAUAUCCUUUCUUCUUUGUGAUUCUUUCAUUUUAGGAUAAUGACAAAUACAAAUUUCAUUAUGUGGAUAAAACACUGUCCUAACUGAAUUAAUAAAUGAACAGAAAGUGUA